Puma concolor (puma) is the source of this 3171-nucleotide messenger RNA. It is a transcript of the gene PCDH10, whose product is annotated as protocadherin 10. Gene Ontology annotation, cellular component: plasma membrane. The record is from RefSeq and is a predicted model, not a curated record. Lineage: Eukaryota; Metazoa; Chordata; Mammalia; Carnivora; Felidae. Gene Ontology annotation, molecular function: calcium ion binding. Gene Ontology annotation, biological process: homophilic cell-cell adhesion.
AUGAUUGUGCUAUUAUUCUUUGCCUUGCUCUGGAUGGUGGAAGGAGUCUUUUCCCAGCUUCACUACACAGUGCAGGAGGAGCAGGAACAUGGCACUUUCGUGGGGAAUAUCGCUGAAGAUCUGGGCUUGGACAUUACAAAACUUUCAGCUCGCAGGUUUCAAACGGUGCCCAACUCGCGGACCCCUUACUUGGACCUCAACCUGGAGACCGGGGUGCUGUACGUGAACGAGAAGAUCGACCGCGAGCAAAUCUGCAAGCAGAGCCCGUCCUGCGUCCUGCACCUGGAGGUCUUCCUGGAGAACCCCCUCGAGCUCUUCCGUGUGGAGAUCGAAGUGCUGGACAUCAAUGACAACCCCCCCUCCUUCCCGGAGCCGGACCUGACUGUGGAGAUCUCUGAGAGCGCCACGCCGGGCACCCGCUUCCCGCUGGAGAGCGCAUUCGACCCAGACGUGGGCACCAACUCCUUGCGCGACUACGAAAUCACCCCCAACAGCUACUUCUCCCUGGACGUGCAGACCCAGGGGGAUGGCAACCGAUUCGCCGAGCUGGUGCUAGAGAAGCCGCUGGACCGAGAGCAGCAAGCGGUGCACCGCUACGUGCUGACCGCGGUGGACGGGGGAGGAGGGGGAGGAGGAGGAGAAGGAGGGGGAGGCGGCGGGGGAGGGGGCCUGCCCCCCCAACAGCAGCGCACCGGCACUGCCCUACUCACCAUCCGAGUGCUGGACUCCAACGACAACGUCCCCGCCUUCGACCAACCCGUCUACACUGUGUCUCUACCAGAGAACUCGCCGCCGGGCACGCUCGUAAUCCAGCUCAACGCCACAGACCCAGAUGAGGGCCAGAAUGGCGAAGUCGUGUAUUCCUUCAGCAGCCACAUUUCGCCCCGGGCGCGGGAGCUCUUUGGACUCUCCCCGCGCACUGGCCGGCUGGAGGUGAGCGGAGAGCUAGACUAUGAAGAGAGCCCGGUGUACCAAGUGUACGUACAAGCCAAGGACCUGGGCCCCAACGCGGUGCCCGCGCACUGCAAGGUGCUUGUGCGAGUACUGGAUGCUAACGACAACGCUCCGGAGAUCAGCUUCAGCACGGUGAAGGAGGCGGUGAGCGAGGGCGCGGCGCCCGGGACCGUGGUGGCCCUGUUCAGCGUGACCGACCGCGACUCCGAGGAGAAUGGGCAGGUGCAGUGCGAGCUGCUGGGGGAUGUGCCGUUCCGCCUCAAGUCUUCCUUCAAGAACUACUAUACGAUCGUGACCGAAGCCCCCCUGGACCGAGAGGCCGGGGACUCCUACACCCUGACCGUUGUGGCUCGGGACCGGGGCGAGCCGGCGCUCUCCACCAGUAAGUCGAUCCAGGUGCAAGUGUCAGAUGUGAACGACAACGCACCGCGGUUUAGCCAGCCGGUCUACGACGUGUAUGUGACCGAGAACAACGUGCCCGGCGCCUAUAUCUACGCGGUAAGCGCCACAGACCGCGACGAGGGCGCCAACGCCCAGCUAGCCUACUCUAUCCUCGAGUGCCAGAUCCAGGGCAUGAGCGUCUUCACUUACGUGUCCAUCAACUCUGAGAACGGCUACUUGUACGCCCUGCGCUCCUUCGAUUACGAGCAGCUCAAGGACUUCAGCUUCCAGGUGGAAGCUCGGGACGCCGGCAGCCCCCAGGCUCUGGCCGGCAACGCCACCGUCAACAUCCUCAUCGUGGACCAGAACGACAACGCCCCUGCCAUCGUGGCGCCCCUGCCUGGGCGCAACGGGACUCCAGCGCGGGAGGUGCUGCCCAGGUCGGCGGAGCCAGGCUACCUGCUGACCCGCGUGGCCGCAGUGGACGCAGACGACGGCGAGAACGCCCGGCUCACCUACAGCAUUGUGCGAGGCAACGAAAUGAACCUCUUCCGCAUGGACUGGCGCACCGGGGAACUCCGCACCGCGCGCCGGGUGCCGGCCAAGCGCGACCCCCAGCGGCCUUACGAGCUGGUGAUCGAGGUGCGCGACCACGGGCAGCCGCCCCUGUCCUCCACUGCCACACUGGUGGUGCAGCUGGUGGAUGGAGCCGUGGAGCCCCAGGGAGGGGGCGGGGGCGGUAGCGGGGGGUCAGGGGAGCAUCAGCGCCCCAGCCGCUCCGGCGGCGCGGAGACCUCGCUGGACCUCACCCUCAUCCUCAUCAUUGCGCUGGGCUCGGUGUCUUUCAUAUUCCUGCUAGCCAUGAUCGUGCUUGCCGUGCGUUGCCAAAAAGAGAAGAAGCUGAACAUCUACACCUGUCUGGCCAGUGACUGCUGCCUCUGCUGCUGCUGCUGUGGCGGUGGGGGCUCGACCUGCUGCGGCCGCCAAGCCCGGGCGCGCAAGAAAAAACUCAGCAAGUCGGACAUCAUGCUUGUGCAAAGCUCCAACGUACCCAGUAACCCGGCCCAAGUGCCGGUGGAGGAGUCCGGGGGCUUUGGCUCCCACCACCACAACCAGAAUUACUGCUACCAGGUCUGCCUGACUCCUGAGUCCGCCAAGACCGACCUGAUGUUCCUUAAGCCCUGCAGCCCAUCGCGGAGUACGGACACUGAGCACAACCCCUGCGGGGCCAUCGUCACCGGCUACACAGACCAGCAGCCCGACAUCAUCUCCAACGGAAGCAUUUUGUCCAACGAGACUAAACACCAGCGAGCAGAGCUCAGCUAUCUAGUUGACAGACCUCGCCGAGUUAACAGUUCUGCAUUCCAGGAAGCUGACAUAGUAAGCUCUAAGGACAGUGGUCAUGGAGACAGUGAACAAGGAGAUAGUGAUCACGAUGCCACCAACCGCGGCCAGUCAGCUGGCAUGGAUCUCUUCUCCAACUGUACUGAGGAAUGUAAAGCGCUGGGCCAUUCAGAUCGGUGCUGGAUGCCUUCUUUUGUCCCUGCGGAUGGACGCCAGGCUGCGGAUUAUCGCAGCAAUCUGCAUGUUCCUGGCAUGGACUCUGUUCCAGACACUGAGGUGUUUGAAACUCCAGAAGCCCAGCCUGGGGCGGAGAGGUCUUUCUCCACCUUUGGCAAAGAGAAGGCCCUUCACAGCACCCUGGAGAGGAAGGAGCUGGAUGGACUGCUGUCUAAUACACGAGCGCCUUACAAACCACCAUAUUUGAAGAUCUGGAGGCAGCUCUGUGGUGAGACCCACGCGGCGCGAGAUCAAGGCCUCUCAACAAACACAUGA